AUGUCUUCCAUCCUCCCUCCAGCCCCCCAGCUACCUGGGAUGGCACCUGGGGCGACCACCAUUCGCGUCGGACCACUGGCAUCAGUUGCUGCCGUGACGAGGAAGCAACGGCAGAAUAUUUUUCAAAAGUGGCAAAUCUAUUUCCGCAACGUGCUAGGCAUGGAUCCGGAUGAUAUCUGGCUUCAGCUCUGCGACGAAAGUUUCAAAGCGAUAGAAUACUGCCAGGCCUUUCUUCAAGACUAUGUCGUCUACUCAGUCGAGCAACGAAUCGCUCUGGGACCGCAAGAGUAUGACGAUGUAAGGACUGUGACCUGCACCAAGACGGUCUUGGAAGCAUGGAAAGGUUUAGUGAGGUAUGCCGACGAACAAGUUCUCUAG
This is a messenger RNA of Verticillium alfalfae VaMs.102, 378 nucleotides long. RefSeq lists its product as hypothetical. The transcript is spliced from 3 exons. The record is from RefSeq and is a predicted model, not a curated record. NCBI's taxonomy places the organism in Eukaryota, Fungi, Ascomycota, Sordariomycetes, Glomerellales, Plectosphaerellaceae. Bases 1 to 378 code for a protein of 125 amino acids.